Molecule: messenger RNA, 4275 nt
Organism: Sphaeroforma arctica JP610
Lineage: Eukaryota; Ichthyosporea; Ichthyophonida
Exons: 24
Coding region: 510-4007 (1165 amino acids)
Biological process (GO): valyl-tRNA aminoacylation
Cellular component (GO): cytosol
Molecular function (GO): valine-tRNA ligase activity; aminoacyl-tRNA deacylase activity; ATP binding
Source: RefSeq, a predicted model, not a curated record
UGGUAUAUACAUUUAUUUCAUUGCGUAGCGUUGUUUAUCUCGAUAUGGUCAUGGUUUACAGAAUCCCAAUUGUACGAUCUGUGCAGGGACCCGUCCGGAUGACGAUGGAUGAUCAUAAAAUCGUGGCGUGGUCGAGAGAGCAAGUAUCUCGGUUUGAACUCGGCCUUAAACAGUACUUACUUGGUAGAUUAUGUACUUGGUGGUCUUGAAAGGAUGCUAACUGUCCUUGGACUGGCGUUGUUCUUGCGAGUGGUAUAAGCCACGUUGGAGAGGUUUAAUGGAUUGACUUUUUGAUUCAAUCACAUCCGAUGUGAUGUCGAGUAUUUCUACUUCAGAGAACUUCUUAGUCUUAGAUGCACAUUUUCGCAUUUUGGGUAAGCGGAUAUAUGUUGAGUUGAAGACGGUAACAUGGGACCUUCCGCGUUUGGAAGAUAUGUUUUUCAUCUUACACCUGACGUAUACCACCGAAACAGUAAUCGUAUGAACACUCCAGAUGUGGCUUGAAAGAGAUGUCCGGUACAAGCACAGCUGGUCAGUCAAUCAAUGCAUCGAUUAAAAAGUUGAAUGAUUCGAGUACGAAAUUUGUUGUUAUGCAGUGCGGGUCCAAAAAUGUCGACAGUAUAUAUUUCGAACGAACUGGUACCGUACCACUCGGCAGUCGGCGAUCGGCAGUCGGCGAUCGGCAGUCGGCGAUCGGCAGUCGGCAGUCGGCACUCGGCGCUCGGCAGUCGGCACUCUUGGCAGAACCCCUCGCCAAACUCAAGGCUCUCAAAGAAGAAUGGAACGCCGCCUCUGGAAAGGACUGGGAUGCGGAGGUAAAGGCUGCUGAGAAGGAGAAAAAGGAUGCCGAAAAGGCUGCCAAGAAAGAUGCACAGGAUAACGGACCCAAGAAACCCGUCGAUCCCGAAAAACUAGCCGCCAAAAACAAAGCCAAAGCAGAAAAAUUGGCCAAGUUUGAGGCUAAAAAGAAGGCUCUGGCUGAAGCGGCUGCGAAGAAACAGGCGGCAGGAGGAGGCGCUAAAAAGAAGGAGAAGAAAGAGAAGGUGGAAGUCAAGUUUACCAAUACCACUGCUAGUGGUGACUAUAAAGAUCUGGAGAGUUCUGACUUUGCCUCAUACCACCCGAACGCUGUCGAGACUGCGUGGUACUCUUGGUGGGAGAAAGAGGGUCUAUUCAAGCCUGAGAAACCGGGAGAGACGGAAGUACGCGACAACCCUAAGGGAGUGUUCAUGAUGGCCAUCCCACCCCCCAAUGUCACGGGAACGCUGCACCUGGGACACGCCCUGACCAAUGCCAUUGAAGACACACUGACGCGAUGGCAGCGCAUGCGCGGCAAGACGGUACUCUGGAACCCUGGAUGUGAUCACGCAGGUAUCGCUACACAGGUUGUUGUUGAGAAGAAGGUGUGGAGAGAGGAACAGAAGACGCGCCACGACUUGGGCCGAGAAGAGUUCCUCAAACGUGUUUGGGAGUGGAAGGAAGUCAAUGGCGACCUGAUCUAUAACCAAUUGCGUGGCCUGGGUGCCAGUGUUGACUGGGAUCGUGCGGUAUUUACUAUGGACGAGAAAUGUAUGGUGGCUGUGACUGAGGCGUUCGUGCAACUGUACGACAAGAAGAAGAUCUUUCGUGACUCACGCCUGGUGAAUUGGAGUUCACAGUUGAACUCGGCUAUUUCGGACUUGGAGGUCGAUCACAAAGAACUCACUGGGCGUACCAUGAUGACCGUUGUUGGACACGGGGACAAAGAGUACGAGUUUGGAGUCCUUACCUCGUUCGCGUAUCAGUUUGAGAACCCAGAGGACGGAGAGAUAGUUGUGGCUACCACCCGUUUGGAGACUAUGUUGGCUGACACAGCUGUGGCGGUUCAUCCCGAGGAUCCCAAAUACGCCCACGCCCACGGAAAGCACCUGAUUCACCCGUUUUCGGGACGCAAAAUCCCGAUUAUCACAGAUACCUACGUCGAAAUCGGGUUUGGUUCAGGCGCUGUUAAAAUCACUCCGGGGCACGACCCCAACGAUUACGACAUGGGCAAGCGCCACGACCUGCCCAUUCUGAACAUGCUGAACGACGAUGGUACUGUCAAUGGCCUCGUUAAGGAAUUCGAGGGUAUGAAACGUUUUGAUGCUCGUGAUGCGGUCCUGGCUGCUUUGGAGGCAAAGGGUCUUUUCCGUGGCAAGACGCCCAACGCAAUGGUCAUCCCCAUUUGCAGUCGUACUAAGGACAUAGUUGAGCCUAUGGUUAAGCCACAGUGGUUCGUCGACUGCACCUCAAUGAACAAGCGAGCACUGGACGCCGUGCAGAACGGAGACCUUAGACUGGUCCCAGAUCAGCACGAGAAAACGUGGUAUCACUGGCUGGGUAAUGAUCGCCCGUGGUGUGUGUCUCGUCAGCUGUGGUGGGGCCAUCGCAUUCCUGCGUACUACUGCGAAGUCAAAGGCAAGCAGUCUGAUGCUGCCGACAGUGAAUGCUGGGUGGUUGGACGCUCCGAGGAGGAGGCGCUCAAGCGUGCCGUUGCUAAGUUUGGCGUAAGCGCUGGUGAUAUCACACUGCACCAAGACCCUGAUGUCUUGGACACCUGGUUCUCCAGUGGACUGUUCCCCUUCUCCAUCUUUGGGUGGCCUGAGAAGACGGCUGACCUGGCCCGAUUCUACCCUGGAACACUUCUCGAAACCGGGCACGAUAUCCUGUUCUUCUGGGUGGCUCGAAUGGUGAUGCUGUCCUUGGAGCUCAACGAUGUGUUGCCGUUCAGUGAUGUGUACCUACAUGCCCUCAUCAGAGAUGCACACGGCAGGAAAAUGAGCAAGAGCCUGGGCAAUGUGCUGGAUCCACUAGACGUUAUCCACGGCAUCACGCUCAAGGCAAUGAACGACAAACUCGCUAACGGCAAUCUGGACCCCAAAGAAGUGCAGAAAGCCACCGAAGGCCAGUCCAAAGACUUUCCCGACGGUAUCCCCGAGUGUGGCACAGAUGCACUACGCAUGGCGCUUGCGUCUUACACACUACCAGGAAAGGAUGUUAAUCUGGACAUCCAGCGUGUGGUAGGCUACCGCUUUUUCUGUAAUAAGCUCUGGAAUGCGCUGCGAUACGCGCGUACACUUCUGGGCGACGAUUUUGUGCCCAAACCCAGAGAACAGGCACCAACCGAUGCCUAUGGACCCAUGGACGUGUGGAUUCUAUCGCGUCUGUCGCAUUGUGUGAAGACUAUGAAUGAGUCGUUUGAGGCGUAUGCCUUCCCCGCAGCCACACAGGCUAUCUCCGGGUUCUGGCAGUACGAGUUCUGUGAUGUGUACCUGGAAUGCUCCAAGAGUAUCAUGAACGGCACCGAUCAGGAACGCAUUGCCAUCUGCCGCGAAGUGUUCUACACAUGCCUGGAUGUGGGGCUCAGACUACUGCACCCCAUCAUGUGCUUCUUGACUGAGGAACUGUACCAACGCUUACCCAGGCGUGCAGGGAGCGAGGGGCACCGAAGUAUCAUGGUAGCAGAAUACCCUGAAGAGGCUCUCUACGUCAACGAACAGGCGGAGCAAGAGUGGGCCACCGCAUUCGAGGUGGUUAGGAAUGUGCGCUCUCUAAAGGCCGAGUACCUGAACGACAAGGCAAAGCCCGAAGUGAUAAUCAAUGUCAAAUCGGAGGCCAUUCGACAGCUUAUGGACAAGUACAUCAGAGCCAUCCAGACACUCACCCUAGCAACCACCAUCAGUAUAUCUGUGGAUUCGCCACCCCCUCAAGAUAAGGGAUGUGUUGUAGCUAUCGUCAACGACACUACCGAGGCCUAUGUUGGGGUCAAGGGUCUUAUCGACCCCGCGAAAGAGGUUCAAAAGAACGAGAAGAAGUUGGCGGAAACGCAAGCCUUCCUCGAAAAGGCAAAAGCCCCGACACUUAAAGAAGACUAUGAACAGAAGGUUCCCGAAGCCGUUCGAGCCACACAUACGAAAAAGAUCUCUCAAUUGGAGGGUGAGAUUGACAAACUAGGAGCCGCGAUCGAUAUGUACAAAGCCAUGCUCUGAUAUGCUAGAAGUGGACAACCGUCAGACUAUAUAACUAGCGGAUGCACACCGUGCAUUUGUUAAGUACUAUACCACUGCGGGCUUUCCGUAUCUGUGGAUUGUAUGACAAUAAGUGACAAAUAAAUAGGUAUACUUAGUAUCAUCGACUCCGUACAGUUCUUGUUUAUACCUCCAAUACGACAAGAGUCCAGAGUUUCGGGGCGCGCACAGUACUUUGCACAUUCCUAAUAUAUAUAAAUACUUAAUAAAUUCCGCUUGUAAAUAGGCC